Micromonas pusilla CCMP1545 is the source of this 246-nucleotide messenger RNA. Its product is annotated as fanciful K+ uptake-b family. Gene Ontology annotation, cellular component: chloroplast thylakoid membrane. The record is from RefSeq and is a predicted model, not a curated record. Lineage: Eukaryota; Viridiplantae; Chlorophyta; Mamiellophyceae; Mamiellales; Mamiellaceae. The transcript has a single exon. The annotation marks the transcript as partial.
CUCGGGCCGUUCUUCGCGCUCGGCACGGUGGCGUUCAUCGUGCGAAUCGUCAUGACGUGGUACCCGAGCGUGCCGUACACGAAGCUCCCGUGGGUGAUCGCGUACGUCCCGACGGAGCCGCUGUUGAAGCCGACCAGAGCGCUCGUCCCGCCCGUCGGCGGCGUCGACGUGAGUCCGAUCAUCUGGGUCGGGAUGAUAUCGUUCAUGAACGAGAUCCUCCUAGGGAAGCAAGGGCUGCUCGUGCUG